Molecule: messenger RNA, 6812 nt
Organism: Pseudomyrmex gracilis
Lineage: Eukaryota; Metazoa; Arthropoda; Insecta; Hymenoptera; Formicidae
Product: NACHT and WD repeat domain-containing protein 2
Exons: 24
Coding region: 58-5247 (1729 amino acids)
Molecular function (GO): protein binding
Source: RefSeq, a predicted model, not a curated record
AGAUGCGAUCUCUCAAUCGAGCUAACAUUUUAACCAGAGAAAUCGAAGUGCGCUAAAAUGGAUGAAACGACAAUCGAUUCGAUCUUUUCGGGAUCGCUGAAGUCCUUACCAGCCGUCAGCUCGAAAAUCGUGCGAAUCUUUACAAGUUCAACCUUCACUGACACAACAAUGGAGAGAAAUACUUUGAUGGCUCAGUGUUAUCCCAAACUCAAGGAUUAUUGCAGAGAAAAACAUGGUUUAGAAUUCCAGGUGGUUGACAUGAGAUGGGGCGUACGCGAUGAAGCCACCGACGAUCACAUGACUACGGAGUUGUGUAUGAGAGAAAUAGAAAACUGUCAGAGGCUGUCUAUGGGACCUAAUUUUGUUGUAUUUCUUGGACAAAAAUAUGGAUAUCGGCCCAUACCGACUUACGUUCUCAGUUCGGAACUAGAGAUGUUAAGAACCGAAUUAGAAAGUCAAGGAAUGGAUGUCAGUCUUCUGGAUAGAUGGUAUAAAAAGGAUAGCAAUGCUGUACCGCCUACAAGUAUACUACAACCGAUUUCGUCUAUUCUUAAAAACUUCAACAAUAAAAGAAUACCUAAGCUACAGCAAGAAGAUCAAGCAAUCUGGUGGGACACCAUGUGCAAGAUGCAAAAAUUGUUUAGAAAAGGCGCGCAAUCUUUGUUUAACACCGGAAAGUUCGACAAGGAUACAAUGCACAAUUAUUUUAUGUCCGUGACCGAGCGAGAAGUGAUCAACGGAGUGUUGAACGUAAAAAAUACAAAAAAUCACUGUUUGGCGUACGUGCGAUACAUCAACAAUAUUAAUCUGCAAAAUCUGAGGAAAGCUAGUUUGUUUCUGGAUAUAGCUAACAGAAGUUUGGACAACGAGGCAUCGAAAUUACUGGCUGACCUCAGAGACGAAAGAUUACCGAAUAAAAUCGAAAGCACGAAUUUGCAGAGGUACACGGUGGAAUGGAUCGGGCGAGAAGGUUUGGAUCCCGAAACUCAUGGCGAGUAUCUUCAGCAUUUCAUCACUCACUUUUAUCGGAACAUAGUGAAACUCGUGGAUCGCGCUAUGAGAAAAGAGGACAGUUCCGCACAGGGACAGAUAAUAACUGAGAUUUUGCAACAUCUGCACGCUUGCAAUAAUUCUGUGAAGGUAUUCUAUGGACGCGAGGACACUUUGGAGAAAAUAAAGAAUUACAUGCUGGGCAACAGCGACAAGCCGUUGGUGCUGUACGGGGAAGGUGGAUGCGGCAAGACAUCUCUGUUAGCGAAGAGCGCGGGUUUGACGAGCAGCACCUGGCUCACCGGCAAAAAACCGGUCAGCAUAAUUCGAUUUCUCGGUACCACCCCCGACAGCAGUGCGCUCACUCCCACACUGAUCUCAAUCUGUCAACAAAUUUCGUACAAUUACGGAUUGUCGUUUGAGGAGAUUCCUGACGAUCUGGUGCCGCUCACAGCUUAUUUCAAAUACCUGUUGACCUUAGCCAACGCGGAACAGCCUAUUCUAUUGUUUCUAGACAGUGUCGAUCAACUCACAGGUGUACAGGGUAACAAAUUGUCAUGGUUACCCACGAGACUUCCAUCGAACUGCAAGAUGAUUUUAUCAUGCGCAGCGGAAGAAUCAAAUCCACUGAUCUCGCGAGAUUAUCAGUUAUUGCGCAGAAUGAUAGAUACCGAAGAAAGCUUCAUCGAGGUAACCGCCUUGGGCGAAGAUCUAGCCAUGGACGUGAUAAGGAUGUGGAUGAAAACAGCCAGAAGAGAUCUGAAUAACUAUCAAUGGCGUCUGGUGGCAAACGCGAUCUCGAAAUGCUCACUGCCGAUCUUCGUGAAGCUCGUGUUCGCGGAGAUCUGCAGGUGGCGUAGCUACACGAAGCCGGCGGACACGCAUCUCGCCAGCACGGUGAUGGACAGCAUUAUGAUGCUGUUCGAGAGGAUCGAGAAGCAGCACGGCAAGAUUCUGGUGUUUCACGCGCUGGCCUAUAUCACGGCCGCCAAGUCGGGACUGUCGGAAUCCGAACUCGAAGAUCUGAUCUCCUUGGACGACAAAGUUCUCGAUGACGUUUAUCAGUACCAUUUACCACCGGUCAGACGCAUUCCGCCACUGUUGUGGACCAGAAUAAGAAACGAUCUGCCUAAUUAUCUGAGCGAGAGAGAGGCGGACGGUGUGAGCGUUAUGAACUGGUAUCACAGGCAAUUCAGAGAUACGGCCAGAGAACGAUACUUCAAGAACAUGAACAUGGCGAUGUACUUUCACUCGAUGAUCGCGGAUUAUUAUUUGGGAAUUUGGGGUGGCGGUAAACCGAAACCCUUCAAAUACACUGAAAUACAGAGACAUCGGUUCAAUUUAACAGACAAGGAAGGCGUAGCGGACAGAAAAGUGCCGGAGCAACCCCUGGCAUUUUAUUCGAAAGAAGGAACCAUCUCGAGAUACAACUUACGAAAGUUCGGCGAAUUACCAUUUCACUUGGUAAGAGCACGGCGAUUUAAGGAUCUCUUCGAAAACGUUCUGUUUAACUACGAGUGGCUGCACGCGAAACUGAGCUCUUGUCCUUUGCAAGCAGUGCUCUCCGACUUUGAAGACGCGUGUAACUUCAUCGAAGACCAGAGUUUGGUAAGAGAACUCAUGUUGGUCGCUGAUGCUCUGAGAUUAGGUGGCGCGAUUCUGGGAAAUCAUUCGGACAUGCUCGCGCCCCAGCUGAUCGGUCGAUUGUUACCGGAAAUCGGCGGGAACGUCAAUGUGAGAAUGUUGCUACGAGCGUGCGAUCACGACGGGGUCAAGCACUGCGCUUUACUUCCUCUUUAUCACUGUCUGCACACACCCGGCGGACCGUUGAAAUAUUCGCUGGAAGGUCAUCAGUUUGCGGUAUUUGGUUUUUGCUUGACAUCGGACUACCGCUACGUAGUGUCGAUUUCCAAUAAAUUCAUCACCUGGGAUCUGAGCACCAGCGAUAUGACAAAGGAUGUGAAUCCCGGUGUAGAAGGUAUAAUGCAACAAUUGGUCCUGAGUCCCGAUAACAGAUACGCCGCAGCUUUCACGACCAAUUAUCAGACUGUCGUUUUAAACACUUUGACGAGCGAAUUUGUUGUGAUCGACAAUCCUUUACCAAACGAAGACGCGGUGUGCGGCGUGUAUUUGAUGAAUCAAUACGCCUUCAUUUAUGGAAAACUGGGAUGGUGCAGAUUCGAUCUGCGAGGAAACCUACUCGACACUCAUAGUAACCCGGAAGAUUCUAAUAAAUGGCCGAUUCUGUGUAAAAAAAAAAAAAAAGAAAAAAAAACCAUUCAAUCUUUUACAUUUCUAUUAUACAUUGCGUAUUCAAAACUGCGUUUUUUGUACACAGAUGUAGGGUAUACGAACUUGGAUCAUUAUUGGAUCGUGUUCUGGUCAGGAAGCAUCGACGACACGCGUAUGCUUUUGCACACUUACAGAAAGAAAAUAUCACUGGAUUCGUUUCAGUUUCACAGCGUCAUGGUUAUGAGCAAAGACAAAACUACUUUGUACGCGUGCACGAACGAGAACGAUUAUAGAGUCACGAAGUACAAAUGCGACGAAGUCUCGUCCUACUGGGAAAAGGCCUUCGAUAUGCCGAGGGCGUACAACGACGAUGUGGAAUAUCUGUUGCAGCUGAAACUGGAUAGAGAAGAGGAAAUGCUAUUAGCGACCACCGGAAAUGGAUUUAUCGUGUGGUUUUUAGAGAGCAAGAGCAACGCGCAUGUAUUGAUGCUGCCGAACGGAGUGAGGAACAUCAGCACGCGAAUGAUGUGCUCCAAUUCGAUUAUGGUCAGUGGUACCAAGAAUUACGCUGUCGCCGGUGUAAGAAAAAAUCUGUACGUUUGGUCGCUGGAGACGUCGGAGUUGGUAAAAGUAUUGGACGCGCAUUUCGCGAGGAUUAUUCAAUUGGAGGCGCUAACGGUUGGAAAUUGGAAUAGCGUUGUAACGUCGAGUAUCGACAGAAGCGUUAAAGUGUGGAACAUCAACAAUAUCUUCGAACAAGUGCAUGUUAUCGAUAGACAUGAGUUGCAGAUAGACAUGAUAAGUUUAGCUGAGAAAGGCAACUUGGCCGUUACCGUCACCAGGGACUGCGUGGGCAUUUGGGACUUGCAAACGGGCAAAUUGAUAUCGAAGCUAGCUGACAGUCCGUUAGGAGCGAUUGUUACACACGCUUGCAUUACACAUGACAGCAAAUAUAUCGUGUCAACGGAAUCGGGAAAUGUUCUCGUGUGGAACAGGAUCACGGAACAGGUGUUGUUCAAAGAAGAGCAAUCGAACGUUAAGCAGUUAACGCUUGUAGAGAACUCGACAAAAUUCAUAACCGUUUCAAGACCAAAUAAUCCUGUCGGUGUGGAAAACGUGCGAACUACCGCAAUUCUCAUUAUGAGGAGUAUUCCUGAUGGCAGAACAAUAUUCUCUUUGGAGUAUCCUGUGAGAAGCAACACCGGUACACCUUUCCGCCAAGUUGUGAUAACAUCAGACGACGCUUUCCUGGCGGUGCCAGCAGCUGAUAAGGGCAACAGAGAUUGCGUUAUAAUUUACAGUGCAAAAACAGGAGCACUGAUUAGUAAAAUACCUAUUAAGGUGCCUGGAUUUAAGGAUAUUAUAUGCAUCACUCCGAUGUCUAACAAACCACAAUGGAUUGGAAUUAUCGGUUCUGAUAAAGGAACGAUUCUUGACAUCAACAAGAAGAAAAUUAUACGCACAAUUCCAAAAUGGAGUGGGAAUAUUAGCAAGGAUGGCAAAUAUACUUUAUACGCUCCCAGCAGAGGAGGCCUUGAGCUCAUAGAAUUAAAGAAAGGUACAACCGUGAAAACAUACAUACCCAAAGUCGCGGAAGGUGUAUUUACUGUUAUAUCAAUGUUUAAUCGUACAGACGAGUACGUGUUAUACUAUCACAGCGGUCGAAAAACUAUCAGAGUUUUCAGAUCCUCAGAUUGUGAAAUGAUAGCAAAUUACAGAGUACAAGCUGAGCUGAGUGCUAUUGACAGUACUUAUGACGGUAAGAGCAUUGUCUUAGGAACAGUGGAUGGUUGUGUGUCAGUGUUAGCAAUAGCUGAUCCUAACAAACCUGAGAUGAGAGAAUAUCUCGCAAAUGUGCCAUCUCGCGAUGAACAGUGGAAGAAAAAAACCGAGAAGCAUCGGGCUGCGAUAAAGUUUAAAGCUGCUGCUCGAAUCGCUCGUGUAACUCACGAUUUGUCAACGAGCGUCAAAUCGACAGGUGGCAUCUCGGAAACAAUCAAAGAAGCGGACGAGAACAUGGAAUAACUCGCGCUGAUUAGUACAUCGUAUAAAAUUGUUAUAGUGGCAUUUUAGUAGCUUGUAUUUAGAGUACCGAGCUACGAAAACGUGGAAACUGAUAUUGUUACGAUAUUAAUUAGUCACUUAUUAAAAGAAACAAGUAAAGCACACAGGCAGCAAGGAGAAAUCACAACUACAGAAUGUAUAUUACAUUUAUUUGUGUCUUUUUAUAAUUUCUUUCGUCUUUUUUUGUUCUUUUAUUCGAAUGGUAAAAGAACACGAGACGAAUUCGAUAAGGAAAAUAUUAUCUCGCGGAUGCGAGAUUAAUCUUGUACAAGUGGAAAUUCAAGGUAAUAUACUCAUCGAUUCGGUCUGUACAAAAAAAAGAAAAAAAAAAAAAAAAAUCCGUGUCGAAACCGUCCCGUGUUGUGUGUGCAAUGUAAUGAACGUUACGGUUUUGAUAUUCUUCUACUGAUUAAUUUCCGAAAGAUUGGCUGUGUAAAGUUUUACGAAAAAUAAUACGGGAACAUUCGUGAAUCAAAAAUAAACUUUAAAAUGAACAUAGGAACUCCGCAAUAAUUUAAAUUAAAUCUGGGAAAUUUAGUUGCAACUUUUAGAUGAUUUUUGAGAACUGUCUCUUUGCAUUUUAUCGAGUUAUCAGAACGUCUAAAACUGAAAUCUCAUACGUUUUUUUGUUUCAGAUAGCUCAAAAACAAGCUGUUAAAAAUCGGUCGAAAAUUGCAACAGAAUUCCAGCUUUGAUUUAAAUCGUACGUGUUUUGAUUUUGCGAAAUUACAAGAGACACGGUUGUCGACAAUUGUAGUUAUUCUAAUUCUUCAAUAUUGGAAAAUUAAUCGUUUAUAAGUUUUUCUUAUCUUGAAGCAAAAACUUAUAAGAUAUUUAUUUCCAAAUAAUUUUGUUAUAUCUUAUAUAUUUCACGCUAUGUUUAUAUUAAUCGUAAGUAUAAACAUAAUUGCGAUAAAUAAAUAAUUGCGAUUUACGAUGUUAGUUUCUAUUCGGCAAUGAUGGGAUGUAACUGUAUAGAACAAUCUUCUUCAACAUAAUUUAUUAGAAAAAAGUUACAUCGUUGAAACUAAACUUACGCCGCCAUCAAUAAAAUACUCAAAAUGUUGACAACCGUGCGUCUCAUCUUAAUCUCGCGAUAUUCGCGUUAUCUUUGGAUUCCAAUGCUAUAUGCAAAACAACUUGAACCGUUUCAUACGGGCUCAAAUAAUACCACGUUCUAUAAACGCAAGAGGUUGCGUUCAAAAGAGAAUUCAAUUUCAAUUAACUCUUAACCGCAUAUCGCGCGAUGAUCGACAACUCGAUUGAUAAACAUAUUUGAAUCAAAUUAUUACAGCGUAUUUCAUAUCGAUGCAUACUGUGUGCAUCUGUGGUAUAUAACAAAUAUGCGGUUAACUAGUUAAAUCAGUUAAUCCAUUCGCUUUUGUUUAGGCUAGUGGUUGAUAAUCAUGAAUUGUACCGUCUUGCUGUAUUUAAAAUGACUGCACAUACAAGGCUAAUAAUAUUUCGAAAUUAAAGAAGUUGUGAAAUUUCUGUUUGCACUUUCAUUUGUCUUCGCUUAUUCAAAA